Oreochromis aureus is the source of this 1047-nucleotide messenger RNA. It is a transcript of the gene syce2, whose product is annotated as synaptonemal complex central element protein 2. Gene Ontology annotation, biological process: synaptonemal complex assembly. NCBI's taxonomy places the organism in Eukaryota, Metazoa, Chordata, Actinopteri, Cichliformes, Cichlidae. The record is from RefSeq and is a predicted model, not a curated record. The coding region runs from base 351 to 803 and encodes 150 amino acids. Gene Ontology annotation, cellular component: central element. The transcript has 5 exons.
UUUUAUUGUUGUUUUAUUAAUUUAUGACAGUUAAUUAAAACUUAACCAGUAGUUUCAUUUAGUUUAACUAUAAUAACCUUGCUUUUAUAUAUACAAAAUUAUAAUCAUAAGUCAGUGGGUGUGGAGUGUGGUUUACUGUUGCUUUACCAGUCUCAACUUUUCGAGGUAUCUGGGAACAUCUCCCCGUUUAACCAUUAAUUGCAGACACACAUGAUAUAUACAUUCUGUGGUUUUACCACAAUAAUGUUCAAGUAAGUAUGGUUGAAUAGGUUUUAGUAGAAAAACCGCCGGAUUAUGACUCUAGCUUUAACUCUAGCUCAGAUUUAGCUUUGCAGAGUCAACAGACCCAAAUGGAUUUUGGCUUUGAGGACAUACCAUCAAAUUUUCAGUACACUCCCAAGAAAGGGUGUGAAGUCUCACGGAUGACAGAAGACACAGACUGUGAUUCAUCAAGGGGGGAAUCUUCAAGUGUGAGCGUGACUGAGAUUCAAGAGCACCAUAGCAGCUCAAGGACAGAUGAUAUCAGCAGAAAGGCGCAGGAAUCGGUGGAAAAGAUUAACCAAAGCCGCAUCAGUAACCAGAAAAUGAUAGACAGCUUUCAGGAGAAGUUGGUAGAAAAGGUGACAGAUUUGUGCAUGCAGAUGAAGGAGCACAUGUACAGGGUCUAUGAAGAGAACAGUGACAAGAUGCAGGUGAAUCUGCAGGAGCUGCAGGAGGUGCUGGAGAGCUGCACAAAGUUCAGUCAUGAGCUGCUGGAAGCCAACAGAGCCCUGGCAUGUCUCCGUGAAGGAGACAUGCCAUGAGAUUAUAAUUUCUAUCUGAAGUUAAUCGUAUUGUGAACUCAUUAAGUUAUUCAGAAUUAGUAAAUAUAUUGAGUGUAAUGUUCAGUGUUUUGCUUCCUCUUUCUCUUGGUUGCUUAUAGGACAAUAGUUCUGCUUAACACUGAUGGCUUCAGUCCAGGGAUAGAAAAGUUCAAUACAUGUUUUCUCUCUCUUUUGUUUUAACAUCAGUUGAUUUAGUAAAUAAAAUGACAACAAACAAGCAAAA